UCUAUGGUGUCAGGGGCGCGGCCGCUCUAGGCGGGGGGAGGGUUGAUUCUCGCUCCUCGCGAGUCCUCCUGGCUGUUCCGCUCCGCUUCCGCUUCCGCCGCGGCCGCCCCCGCCCCCGCAGCCGGUGUGUCCGUCGCCGCCCGCCGCCGUGUUCUAAGGAACUGGAACCAUGACGGACUCCAAGUACUUCACAACCAAUAAAAAAGGAGAGAUUUUUGAACUGAAGGCAGAACUCAACAAUGAAAAGAAAGAGAAGAGGAAAGAAGCUGUAAAAAAGGUUAUUGCAGCCAUGACUGUGGGGAAGGAUGUCAGCUCGCUCUUUCCAGAUGUUGUGAACUGCAUGCAGACUGACAACUUGGAGCUGAAGAAGCUGGUGUACCUGUACCUGAUGAACUAUGCCAAAAGUCAGCCGGAUAUGGCCAUUAUGGCUGUUAACAGCUUUGUGAAGGACUGUGAAGAUCCAAACCCUCUGAUCCGUGCUCUGGCAGUCCGUACAAUGGGAUGCAUCAGGGUGGAUAAGAUCACAGAGUAUUUGUGUGAGCCUCUUCGCAAGUGUCUGAAAGAUGAAGAUCCUUACGUACGAAAGACUGCAGCUGUCUGUGUGGCAAAGCUGCAUGAUAUCAAUGCCCAGAUGGUGGAAGACCAAGGAUUCCUGGACUCUCUGCGUGACCUGAUUGCGGACUCCAAUCCCAUGGUGGUAGCAAAUGCUGUCGCUGCCUUGUCUGAGAUCAGUGAAUCGCAUCCCAACAGCAACCUGCUGGAUUUGAACCCUCAGAACAUUAACAAGCUGCUGACAGCUUUAAAUGAGUGCACAGAGUGGGGCCAGAUCUUCAUCCUGGACUGCCUGUCCAACUACAAUCCCAAAGAUGAUCGCGAAGCUCAGAGUAUCUGUGAACGGGUAACCCCUCGACUGUCUCAUGCCAACUCGGCGGUGGUGCUGUCAGCAGUGAAAGUCUUGAUGAAGUUCCUGGAACUUUUACCCAAGGACUCUGACUAUUACAACAUGCUGCUAAAGAAACUUGCCCCUCCAUUGGUUACCCUGCUGUCUGGAGAGCCCGAAGUUCAGUAUGUUGCCCUGAGGAACAUCAACUUGAUUGUGCAGAAAAGGCCUGAAAUCCUGAAGCAGGAAAUAAAGGUGUUCUUUGUGAAGUACAACGACCCCAUCUAUGUCAAAUUGGAGAAACUGGACAUCAUGAUCCGCCUAGCUUCUCAAGCAAACAUUGCCCAGGUCCUGGCAGAACUCAAGGAAUAUGCUACUGAGGUGGAUGUUGACUUUGUGCGCAAGGCCGUCCGAGCAAUUGGGCGCUGUGCCAUCAAGGUUGAGCAAUCUGCAGAGCGCUGUGUGAGCACACUGCUAGAUCUUAUCCAGACCAAGGUCAACUAUGUGGUCCAGGAGGCCAUUGUAGUCAUCAGGGACAUCUUCCGCAAGUACCCCAACAAGUAUGAAAGCAUCAUUGCCACUCUGUGCGAGAACCUAGAUUCCCUGGAUGAACCCGAUGCCAGAGCUGCCAUGAUCUGGAUAGUGGGUGAAUAUGCAGAAAGAAUUGACAAUGCUGAUGAGCUGUUAGAGAGCUUUUUGGAGGGCUUCCAUGAUGAAAGUACCCAGGUGCAGCUCACGCUGCUGACUGCUAUAGUGAAGCUGUUCUUAAAAAAGCCUUCUGAGACGCAGGAGCUGGUUCAGCAGGUCCUCAGCCUGGCCACACAGGAUUCUGACAACCCAGACCUGCGGGAUCGUGGCUACAUCUACUGGCGCCUUCUUUCCACGGAUCCAGUGACUGCCAAAGAAGUGGUCUUAUCAGAAAAACCGCUUAUUUCUGAAGAGACCGAUCUGAUUGAGCCGACUCUGCUAGAUGAGUUGAUCUGCCAUAUUGGGUCUCUAGCUUCUGUGUACCACAAACCACCCAACGCUUUUGUGGAGGGGAGCCACGGGAUCCACCGCAAGCAUUUGCCAAUUCACCAUGGAAGCACUGAUGCAGGAGACAGCCCCGUGGGCACAACUGCCGCUACAAACCUGGAGCAGCCGCAGGUCAUUCCAUCGCAGGGUGACCUUCUCGGUGACCUUCUGAACCUGGACCUGGGACCCCCGGUGAAUGUUCCCCAAGUGUCCUCCAUGCAGAUGGGUGCUGUGGACCUCCUGGGAGGAGGGCUGGACAGCUUGCUUGGCAGUGACCUUGGCGGGGGCAUUGGAGGAAGUCCGGCAGUGGGGCAGACCUACAUUCCUUCUUCUGUGCCAGCCACCUUUGCCCCUUCACCCACCCCAGCGGUGGUGAGCAGCGGACUCAACGAUCUCUUUGAACUCUCGUCUGGUAUAGGCAUGGCCCCAGGAGGAUACGUGGCUCCAAAGUCUGUUUGGUUGCCUGCAGUGAAGGCUAAAGGAUUGGAGAUCUCGGGCACGUUCAGUCACAGGCAGGGACACAUCUACAUGGAGAUGAACUUUACCAAUAAGGCUUUGCAGCACAUGACCGAUUUUGCCAUUCAGUUUAACAAGAACAGCUUUGGGGUCAUCCCAAGCACCCCGCUGGCCAUUCACACACCUCUGAUGCCAAACCAAAGUAUUGAUGUCUCCCUGCCUCUCAAUACCCUGGGACCAGUCAUGAAAAUGGAGCCUCUGAACAACCUACAGGUGGCUGUGAAAAACAACAUUGAUGUCUUUUACUUCAGCUGCCUAAUUCCUCUCAACGUGCUUUUCGUAGAGGAUGGCAAAAUGGAGCGCCAGGUCUUCCUCGCAACAUGGAAAGAUAUUCCAAAUGAAAACGAGCUUCAGUUCCAGAUUAAAGACUGCCACCUGAAUGCCGACACUGUCUCCAGCAAACUGCAGAACAACAACGUCUACACCAUUGCCAAGAGGAACGUGGAAGGCCAGGACAUGCUUUACCAGUCCCUGAAACUCACCAACGGCAUCUGGAUCUUGGCUGAGCUUCGCAUUCAGCCGGGGAACCCAAACUACACGCUCUCUCUGAAGUGCCGAGCUCCCGAGGUGUCCCAGUACAUCUACCAGGCCUACGAUGCCAUCCUGAAGAACUGACGGAGCUCCGCCAGCGCCUCUCCCCGCGGAAGGAGGAGGAGCGCGGGGUGCCGGACCCUCCUCCGCCGCGGGCGCGGGGAAGAGCCCGCUCGCUGGGAGCAGCCGUAUUCAUGUGUAGGAUUUCAGUCAAACGCACUGAUUAAACAAGGUAGCAAUUAGUAUCCACGUGCUAACGAUGAUAGGGAACAAACCCCUUUGAUAUUUUUAGCGUCCAUGGAAACUUUGUAACCACUGCUUCGACUACUCCCCCGUCCCCCCUGCCCCUCACUCGUCGUCCGGUCUUGUGGGCUUCUCCAUCUUGUGCCAAUGUUCAGUGUUUUCUAAAUGGCUUUAGCGUAGUUAAGAUUUUGUAAAAUACUGCUCGUUGGAAAAAAAAAGAAAACAAGCAAAAACCACACGUCUGCUCAUUAAAACAAGGCAAAAGUGUCGAAAACAUA
This is a messenger RNA of Dromaius novaehollandiae (emu), 3462 nucleotides long. It is a transcript of the gene AP2B1, whose product is annotated as adaptor related protein complex 2 subunit beta 1. NCBI's taxonomy places the organism in Eukaryota, Metazoa, Chordata, Aves, Casuariiformes, Dromaiidae. Gene Ontology annotation, molecular function: clathrin binding. The record is from RefSeq and is a predicted model, not a curated record. Gene Ontology annotation, cellular component: clathrin adaptor complex; membrane coat. Bases 170 to 3025 code for a protein of 951 amino acids. The transcript has 22 exons. Gene Ontology annotation, biological process: intracellular protein transport; vesicle-mediated transport.